Molecule: messenger RNA, 826 nt
Organism: Paramuricea clavata
Lineage: Eukaryota; Metazoa; Cnidaria; Anthozoa; Malacalcyonacea; Plexauridae
Source: the annotation of a GenBank genome assembly
GUUCCUGACGGUAAGGACAAGGUUCCUGACGGAGAGGACAAGGUUCCUGAUGGUGAGGACAAGGUUCCUGACGGUGAGAACAAGGUUCCUGACGGUGAGGACAAGGUUCCUGAUGGUAAGGACAAGGUUCCUGAUGGUGAGGACAAGGUUCCUGAUGGUGAGGACAAGGUUUCUGACGGUGAGGACAAGGUUCCUGACGGAGAAGACAAGGUCCCUGAUGGUGAGAACAAGGUUCCUAACGGUGAGGACAAGGUUUCUGACGGUGAGUACAAGGUUCCUGACGGAGAGGACAAGGUUCCUGAUGGUGAGGACAAGGUUCCUGACGGUGAGAACAAGGUUCCUGACGGUGAGGACAAGGUUCCUGAUGGUAAGGACAAGGUUCCUGAUGGUGAGGACAAGGUUCCUGAUGGUGAGGACAAGGUUCCUGACGGUGAGGACAAGGUUCCUGACGGUGAGGACAAGGUUCCUGAUGGUGAGGACAAGGUUCCUGAUGGGGAGGACAAGGCUCCUGAUGGUGAGGACAAGGUUCCUGAUGAGUAGGGCAAGGUUCCUGACGGUGAGGACAAGGUUCCUGACGGUGAGGACAAGGUUCCUGAUGGUGAGGACAAGGUUCCUGAUGGUGAGGACAAGGUUCCUGACGGUGAGGACAAGGUUCCUGAUGGUGAGGACAAGGUUCCUGACGGUGAGGACAAGGUUCCUGACGGUGAGGACAAGGUUCCUGACGGUGAGGACAAGGUUCCUGACGGUGAGGACAAGGUUCCUGAUGGUGAGGACAAGGUUCCUGAUGGUGAGGCAAGGUUCCUGAUGGUGAGGACAAGGUUCCUGA